This is a messenger RNA of Neltuma alba, 1143 nucleotides long. Its product is annotated as probable disease resistance protein At4g27220. The transcript has a single exon. The record is from RefSeq and is a predicted model, not a curated record. Lineage: Eukaryota; Viridiplantae; Streptophyta; Magnoliopsida; Fabales; Fabaceae. Gene Ontology annotation, molecular function: ADP binding. Bases 1 to 1143 code for a protein of 380 amino acids.
AUGAUCGCUGAAUUUAAAGAAUUUCCUAAAGAAGUAGCACGUGCUGCUGGAGUGCCAGGCAUGGAAUUCCAUUCACAAGAGUUCAUGCCCUUUAAGAGUAGAAAGGAAAAGUUUGAGGAACUCAAGAAGGAAUUAGAAGAUGAGAAUAACUGCAUGAUAGGAUUGCAAGGACUAGGAGGAACAGGGAAGUCCACAAUGGCAAUCGAAGUUGGGAAACAAGUCGAAAAAUCAAAACUCUUUGAUAAAGUCAUCUUCACUAAUGUGUCUACCCCUAUGGAUGAAAAAAGGAUUCAAGAUGAUAUUGCAAAGAAAUUAGAAUUGCAAUUAGAGGAAGAGAUGCCAAUGAGUCCUGCACAACAAAUAUGGACCAGGAUUGCUCAUGUUGGAAAGGUGCUCAUAAUACUUGAUGACGUAUGGGAAGAACUCGAUCUUAAGAACAUGGGGAUUCAACCUGGCUUUCAUAUCAAGGGUUAUUGCUGUGUUUUGCUAACUACACGUUCUAUGACUAUUUGCAACAAAAUGGGAUGCCAAAAGACAAUUCAAUUAGAUGUCUUGCCUAUGGAUGAUGCAUUGAAACUUUUCUUAUCUCAUACUAUUGCAAGUGGAAAUGAUUGUCCUAGCGAUUUGAAAAAGUUGGCACAAGAUAUUGUGAAUGAGUGUGGAGGAUUGCCAAUUGUGAUUGUAGCAGUGGCAAAGGCCUUAAAAAGCCCGUCUCUACAACAAUGGAAGGCAGCUUUGAUUGCAUUGAAAAACCCCAUGCCUUCAAGGCAUGGUAUUGUUGAUGAGGAUAAAAGAAAGAUUUAUAAUUCUUUGAGACUUAGCUAUGAUCAUCUAAAAGGUGAAGAAGCCAAAAUUCUCUUCCUGUUGUGUUCUAUCUUCCCAAAAGCUUAUGAAAUACCCUUAGAGCUUUUAAGCAGAAUUGCUAUAGGUUUAGGGCUUUUUAAAGAAGAAGACCCAUACUAUGUAGCAAGAAGUCAUGCUAAUGAUAUCGAAAAUGCACUCAUAAAUUCUUCUUUAUUGUUAAAGACUGGUGAAGUAUAUGUAAGGAUGCAUGAUGUCAUCCGCGACAUGGCCUUGGAAAAGAUAGACAAUGAAAAAAUUCAAGUGAUCAUGGAUUCUAAGACAAAAUUGAAGGAGAUGUGA